Messenger RNA from Mesitornis unicolor (brown roatelo), 1386 nucleotides. RefSeq names its product unc-93 homolog A (C. elegans) (gene UNC93A). NCBI's taxonomy places the organism in Eukaryota, Metazoa, Chordata, Aves, Mesitornithiformes, Mesitornithidae. The coding region runs from base 1 to 1386 and encodes 461 amino acids. The record is from RefSeq and is a predicted model, not a curated record. The transcript has 8 exons.
AUGGAAAGGAAUCUUAAGAAUGUUCUAAUAAUUUCUUUCGGAUUUUUACUUCUCUUCACUGCUUAUGGAGGACUUCAGAGUCUACAGAGCAGUCUCCACUCAGAAGAAGGCCUGGGCGUUGCAUCCUUAAGUGUUCUCUAUGCUGCACUCAUCUUAUCGUCAAUGUUCCUCCCACCGGUCCUCAUCAAGAAGCUGGGCUGCAAGUGGACCAUGGCAGGCUCUAUGUGCUGCUACAUCGCCUUCUCCUUAGGGAACUUCUAUGCUAGCUGGUACACACUAAUCCCCACCUCUGUGAUCCUGGGCUUAGGAGGAGCACCACUCUGGUCUGCCAAAUGCACUUACCUCACCAUUGCUGGCAAUUCAUACGCAGAGAAAGCAGGAAAAAAUGGGAAAGACAUCAUCAGCCAGUACUUUGGGGUCUUCUUUCUGAUAUUUCAGUCCUCCGGCAUCUGGGGAAAUUUGAUCUCGUCCUUGAUAUUUAGCCAAGAUUCCAACAAAGUGGAAAUCUCAGAAGAAAACCUGGCAUGUUGCGGAGCACAUGACUGCAUGACUGGUACAACUAACACCACUAACACCACUGGGUCAGCAGAACCCUCCAACUCCUUAAUCUACACUUUGCUAGGGAUCUACACAGCUAGUGGUGUGCUAGCUGUGUUGCUGAUUAUUAUAUUUCUGGACCAGAUCAAAUCUGACCAAGCAGAGACUGAGAAAGAAAUACUAGAGGCACCAUCCUUUUGGUCUACGUUCCUAGCAACUUUCCAGCAUCUUAAAGAUAAAAGACAGUGUCUUCUAAUCCCUCUGACAAUGUACAGUGGGUUUGAACAGGGAUUUCUUUCUGGUGACUACACAAAGGCUUACGUGACCUGUGCUCUGGGGAUACAUUAUGUUGGUUACGUGAUGAUCUGCUUUGCAGCUGUAAAUUCCCUCUGCUCUCUGCUCUUUGGAAAGAUCUCUCAGUUCACGGGUAGAAAACUUCUAUUUGCAUUGGCCACAGUUACAAACACCGCCUGUAUAAUAGCACUACUGCUCUGGAAACCUCAUCCUAAGCAGCUUGCUGUGUUUUUUGUAUUCCCUGCACUUUGGGGCCUAUCUGAUGCCAUUUGGCAGACACAAACUAAUGGACUCUACAGCAUUUUAUUUGAGAAACACAAGGAGGCCGCCUUUGCCAAUUACCGUCUCUGGGAAUCAUUGGGAUUUGUCAUUGCCUUUGGUUAUAGCACCAAAUUGCAAGUUUACAUCAAACUGUACAUUUUAUUGUCCGUGCUUGUGGUGUCUAUGGCGAUGUAUGGAGUGGUUGAAUACCUUGAAGCUAAGAGCUCCGCUGGGACACCUCCUGAUAAAAAGAAAGGAAAUGUAGGACCCCUCUCCCAAGAAACACACAUGUAA